Messenger RNA from Mauremys reevesii (Reeves's turtle), 4901 nucleotides. It is a transcript of the gene C5H4orf54, whose product is annotated as chromosome 5 C4orf54 homolog. The record is from RefSeq and is a predicted model, not a curated record. Lineage: Eukaryota; Metazoa; Chordata; Testudines; Geoemydidae.
AGUGGAAAUCCAGCAUCCUUGGACCGUGACUCUAAACCAAGGGCCAGCCCAGGAUCCCCGGGGAGGAAGGGUAAUGAGGCGGGGGGAUGCAGCGCUGGCUCCAACUCCGGCGGAUCUAAUGAAAACACUUUGUCUGGACUCCGCAACACGCAGCUUUACCCGAGCGCCUGCCCGGAGUCGUCGUCCUCUUGCCCAUCCCCGGUGAACAAAGCAAGCGCGUUCCCCAAAACGGAUGACACCGCAACCGAGGGCAAAACCUCCUCCUCUUCCUUUGGGUACGAAAGCGACGAUGACGAGGAUGCGGACUGCAAAGCAGGAGGGGGGAGCCAGGGGGCUUCCCAGCCCACCGACUGCGGCGGGACCAGCCCUGCCAACGAGGAGGCGCAUUACAUUACCACGCACGAAAUCCAGCUCAGCGAGGUGGACCACGACAUGGACUUUGACUUUGGCCUGGCCUCCAGGUGGGACUUUGAAGACAACAAUGUGAUCUACUCCUUCGUGGAUUACGCCUCCUUUGGGAGCGACGAGACCCUCGGGGACACGCAGACGGAGGAGGACAAUAGCUGUUAUCUCAGCACGACCAGCGAUGCCAAUAACCAGACGGACAGCAUCGAUAAUACCAGCAGUACGGAGAUAGUCAGCAUUAACUCUGAAAACGAUACCCCCAGCACAGACAAAUGCGCCAGCUCGGAAGAAAGCCAGCCCAAGAACCCCGGCCACAUGAGUGAGAACCCAGCUGCAGGCCACAUUCUCCUAUCAAUCAAACCGACUUCCCGGGCUAUAAAUGAGCUUAGCAACCUGCAUGAGAAGCAAAACAUUAUUUACGCUGCCAAGCAUGAAGGCGACAUGAGCCUCCGUGUCUCCACAGCUCCCGAACGCAAAGCCAGUUUCAAACAAGACGCGAUUCAUGACCAGGCAAAAAAAUUUAUCGCUGUCCCCGCGCGUUUGCAAACCCGGUGUGGAGCCAUAAGGGCGAAGGAAGUGGGGGGAUAUUCCAGCGGUGCCUCCAGCGCGGUCAGCGAGCUGGAUGAUGCGGAUAAAGAAGUGCGAAACCUGACGGCCCGAGCUUUCCGGAGCUUGGCUUACCCCUACUUUGACACGCUGAACUUCAGCUCCAGGGAGUCCUCCGCGUCCCUUUCGGAUCAGGCGCUGGGGAUCAACCGAUGGUCCACUUAUUUAGACCUGAAGUGCGGCAAUCUCGGGCAGAAACCGGAGCAGAACCUGUUCAAGAGCAGCGCCGAACCUACCGGAUGGCACAGAAGCGCUGGGGCGAAGACAUGCAGUGACCAGUUCUACAUUCGCUCCAACAAAUCGCAGACGAAAGCCCUAGAGUUCGUGGUCAGCAAGCUCGAUGGGGAAAUAACCCACGUGGAAACGCCAGCGUGCUUCGAGAAGCGGAUCCAGUCGGGCUCCCGGGUUGUAACUUUAUUGGAGACGUUGAAUUUUAGCAGCAAUGUUAAUGCUGGUGUCCCCAGACCCGCGAAACGUCCUGGACAUGCUGCCGCAGGGACAGGUUGCGCAGAUGAGCUUCCGGAAACGCUGCCCAGGGAGCCGGGCCAGGAGGCCAGCAAACAAACCGGGCUGGCCGCGGCAGAAGUCCCGGAGGGCACCCCGAAUAAAUCGAAAUUCGCCUCCAGCCUCCUCAAGAAUGUCAUCUCGAAGAAAAUGCAGCGGGAGCACGAGUUCAAAAUGGAGAGGGGGGAGAUCACAGACACUUCGUACACCGGGCUGGCCGCGUCCUUGCCUGGCAAGGAGCAGGAGGGCUCGGCCAGGGAGAAGCUGAAAGAUGGGGGCAUGCAGCGGCAGAACUCCAGGUAUUCCGAGGGCAGCUCUGACUACACGAUUGUGACCGCAGAGGACCCGGGGGACUUUUCUGACAGCAAGUCGCCGACCUCCAAGGCGUCUACCCCUCGCCUAGACCGACCCCUGUCGGAAACGCGCCUGGAGGACGUGUGCGAAAUUAAGAAGAGCGCCUCGGAGGCAAUCAAAGCGACCUUCCUCCGCAGCCAGAACAGCGCGUUCAGGUCCUGGAAAGAGAAAGAGGCAGAGAAGAAAAAAGAAGAGCGAGCUCCCAUCGGGAAACUUCAGUUCUCCUCCGCCAAAUGCGACUGGCGGGCCGAUCUGGGUGAGAUCUCAGCGAGCAAGUCCACUAAAAUGUCUCGUCUCUUCGUCCCAAACAUUCAGCGCACCCCCACGGGAAGGCAGCCUGGCACGCAGGUGACCAAAUACUCCACAGCCACCUAUGCGGCUCGGGCUGGCACCCCCCUAAAGCCCAGAGCCCCCGAGAUCAAGAUCAGCCUGGGCAGCGUGCAGCCAAGCAAGGAUCACCCCUUUGACAUCGCUAAGCUGCUCACCCCCAAACUAGCCGCGACCGCACCGACCCUUUUCAAGGCAGCGGAGGAGCCCCGAGGCCAGGCGCAGAAGGCAUUCAAAGCGGACGGCCUGGACAAAGUGCCGCAAUUCCUGGUGCGCGAUAUAAGAGAAAACAAGCCUAAGGUCCCCGGGCCCAUUCACCAGGUAAGAGACGUCAGGAAACUGAUCAAGAGCUCGUACGGCCACGACUCGGGCGAUACCAACAGCGACAGGAGCAGCGCGCUCUCCGACCAGGGCAGCGCUGAGCAGAAACCGAGGCAGCUGGCCAUAGCCGGGGUCCCCAGGGCCCUGUCUCCCAUGGUGAUCACCUGCCAGGCGGUCAGUAACAGCAGGGAGGACAAGCGGCCGGGCGAGGCGGGGGGCAAGGUGCUGCCUGCCACGGCAGAGGGGACAAUCCUGGUGCACAGGACCUCCGGGAGGCUGCCCGUGGCCACCAUCGCCCCCAACAAGAGCGACCCCCGCUUGCCCGCCGUGCUGAAGAUCGUGUCCAAAGCCUCCGCACCCUGGCGGCAGCAGCCGCCGCCCGCCCCCGCGCCAGCCCCCGCUGAGAAAGGCAAGGGGGCGGACGAGGAGCCGCGGGAGGAGGCCAAGGCGCCGCCCAGCCGCAACGCGCUGGAGAAGCUGACGGCGGCGGUGCGCAGCAUGGAGGAGCUGUACAGCUUCAGCAAGCACGAGUGGAAGCGCAAGAGCGACCCGCGGCCCAUCACCGACAGCCACGUGCUCUCCCUCAUCGCCAGCGAGGAGCGCGGCGGCCGGGCGGCCGCGGGGCCGGCCGAGGCCAGGAGCGCGGCCCCGCCCCCGCCCGCUCCCGAGCGCCAGCCCCGCCCGGGCUCCGGCCCCAAGUCCGACAAGGUCUCGGCCAGGGCGGCCGCGUUCGAGAGCCUGGCGCGGGAACGGCCCCGACCCCUGCCCGGGCCCCGGGGGGAGGCGGGCGCGGCGGACAGAGCCCCCGGCCCGCAGCCGCCACGAAGCAGCGUCUUCACCAUCAGCUCCGCGCAGAAGGCGACGGCGGCCGCCCCGGCCAAGCUCCCCGCCGCGGCCUCGCCGCUCCGCAGCCUGAAGGGCCAGGCCGGGCCGGCCCCGCGCUCCCUCAAGCUCCCCCCGGCCGCCGCCGCCGCCGGGAAGGGGCCUGGCGAAGCCGGGAAGGGCGCGGCCGGGCCCGACUGCGGAACUACCUGGCCAUGCCGCUCAAGGAGCCGCCGGCCGCGGGAGGAGGCGGUGGCGGCCACCCGGGCCCGCUCUCGGCCUCGGCGGCCGCCGCCGCCCUCCAGCCCUUCAGCGCCGCCAAGAGCCGGGGCCGCCUCAGCCCCAAGCAGCAGCAGCCCGGCCCCGCCCCCGCCUGCGGCCGCCCCGGAGCUGCCGCCCGCCGCCAUCUACCAUCAGCCGCUGCCCAUGGCCGCCCUGCACGGCGCGCAGCCCCCGCCGCUGCUCUGCUUCUCGCCGCCCUCGGCCGCCGAGCCCUUCCCGCCGACGCAGCGCAAGGUGCUGCUGGACCUGAGCACCGGCCAGUACUACCUGGUGGACGCGCCUGUGCAGCAGCCCCUCAAGAAGAGGCUCUUUGACCCCGAGACCGGGCAGUACGUGGAGGUGCCCAUGCCCCAGCAGCCGGCCGUGGCCCCGAUGCCGCUCCCCAUCUCCCCGCUGGCGCUCAACCCGGGGCCGUAUGGUGCCACCUACAUGAUCUACCCUGGCUUCCUGCCCACCACCAUGCUGCCAGCUAAUGCCCUGCAGCCCCAGCUCUCCCUCCCGGGCAGCGACGUCAGCGCCCCCGCCGAGACCAGCAGCCCAGGGGCAGCACUGCGGGGAGGAGGAGAGGCCACUUUUGUGGAAAGUCCUUAUUAUAUCGCCACGGGUAAUUCCCAGUCGUCAGCCGCCACUGCCCAGCUCAGGGCUGCAGAGGGGAAGCCGGUCAUCAGUAUCACAUCCCAGCAAAUGGGGCCAAGGAUAAUUGCCCCACCCUCCUUUGAUGGUACCACUAUGAGGUUCGUGGUGGAGCACAGAUGAUAAACCAAAGAGGCUGCUGGAACAAGGAAGAAGAUUUAUCCUCCUUUAAUAUGAAACGUGGUAACACUAGGCAUUCAUCCUUAAAAACUGCUUCCACAGUUUUCUCAUUUUUUGCUUCAUACAAAACAAGUGUGCACAAAUUGAAAUUAUCCUCAGGAUGAAAUGCACUGCACGUAUACAGGUAGUGAGUGAUUUAACAUAUGCUGUUCUCAUUUACCUGCAUCGUUGUGGAAAUCAGACAACAUUUUGGCAAGUUCCUAGCUGAAGUCUGAAGUGAUCACAUUACAGAAUGCUGUGAGCUUGGAAUUUAAGGACAAAAAAUACAGCAAAAAAGCUCUGAGAAUUGCACUAACUGUGUGUUGCACAAGGAGAAAAUUUAAUUAGAUGUGAAUCAUGUGAGAAUGGACUGUUUUAAACCAUUGAAUACCGAAGUUUGUAAUUCAUUGGCAAACAUUUGCAUAUGUUUUUUUUGAAUGUUAUGACAAAUGAAAUGUAUUUUUCAGUAAAAGACACAUUGCAAACAA